Molecule: messenger RNA, 849 nt
Organism: Periophthalmus magnuspinnatus
Lineage: Eukaryota; Metazoa; Chordata; Actinopteri; Gobiiformes; Gobiidae
Product: unconventional myosin-XVIIIa-like
Exons: 2
Coding region: 1-849 (282 amino acids)
Biological process (GO): protein localization to plasma membrane
Cellular component (GO): apical plasma membrane
Molecular function (GO): signaling receptor binding; protein-membrane adaptor activity
Source: RefSeq, a predicted model, not a curated record
AUGUCUCAGGCUGAGCUGAAGAGUCUCGAGGAGAUGAGUAUACGCAGGGGAUUCUUCAACCUAAACCGUGGAAGCACAAAGAGGGAGUCCAAGGCCAGGUUGGAAAUUUCCGGACCUAUUCCAAUUAAAGUAGUGAGCAAUACUGAGCUGAACCUUACAGACCUGGGACCUAACAGCGAACAUGAACAUAACAGAGGCAUUAUAAGUGUAUCUGAAAAUGUGAAAAUAAGUAAUCAAGAACAUCCACGGAACUCUGUUAAAGAGAGAGCUGCUAAAUUUGAGGAACUUGCAAGCUCCGGGCCCAGGCAUGUGCCCCAGAAGUCCAUAAAAGUUGUCAUUCCAGAGUUAGUAGAAAAGACCUUCCCUGGAGUGGACCUUCAACUUCCUUAUUUCAUUCGUCCUCCUGUACCAGACCCAAGGGAACUCAACCUACAACGGCGAACCACUGGUGAUUUUGGCUUUUCUUUACGCCGUUCCACCAUGUUAGAAAGGCAACCUGAUGGGAAGGUGUCUCGCCACGUUGUGCACUUUGCAGAGCCCGGGGCUGGGACCAAGGAGCGAGCUCUUGGUUUGGUUCCAGGGGACAGGUUGUUGGAGAUCAAUGGCAUGAACGUAGAGAACAAGAGCAGGGAUGAGAUUGUGGAGAUGAUUCGUCAGUCUGGAGACUUGGUCCGUCUCAAGGUCCAGCCGAUUAUUGAACUGAGUGAGCUGAGUCGUAUCUGGAUGAGGAGCACUGAAAGCCUUCGCAAAGACGACUCUGAGCUGCCGUCCCUCUUCUAUCACAUUACGCCCCUCCACUGCCCGGACCACAGCUUUGACAUGCGCUCCAGAACCCCGCCCAGAGGGUGA